Molecule: messenger RNA, 3999 nt
Organism: Leptopilina heterotoma
Lineage: Eukaryota; Metazoa; Arthropoda; Insecta; Hymenoptera; Figitidae
Gene: TBCD
Product: tubulin-specific chaperone D
Exons: 18
Coding region: 371-3841 (1156 amino acids)
Biological process (GO): tubulin complex assembly; post-chaperonin tubulin folding pathway; bicellular tight junction assembly
Cellular component (GO): lateral plasma membrane
Molecular function (GO): GTPase activator activity; beta-tubulin binding
Source: RefSeq, a predicted model, not a curated record
UGUAUUUACGAAAACAUUCUGGUAUAAUUUCAAAUCCUCACGAAUAGAAUUUACUUCUUUAUUAUUGAAUUUAAGAAAAAUGAGAAAAAUUAAAUGGUUAGCUUUCAAGGUCGAAUGUGUCGUCUGCUCGAUGUAAAACUUUGACGCAGUUUGACGUUUGCUGAUGUCAAUUUGUCAUUUUCAAGGUUUUUAAUUAAAUGAUUUAAAUACAAAUGUUUAAAUAUUAACAAACUACGAGUUAUUUGAAUAAAAAUUGUUUCACGUUAUAAAAUUGUUUUUAACAAACAGAAAAGUGGUAACUAAUAUUGUGAUGAGUUUUUAAAGAAAAAGUGUUAUCAUUUCGAGAAAAUAAAAACAAAAAUAAGCAAAAAUGGUCUUGAGCGAAGGUCCAGAUCUCGAGAGUAUCGGUUGUGGUUUUAAUGCUUUUAAAGAAAUUGAUGAAAUUAAUUUUCUCAUUAAACAAUUGAGAGAACCCGAUUUACCAUUUCGAAAUGUGGAAAAGAAUAGAGAACAAUUCAAAUAUAUUCUAACUCAAUAUCAAGAUCAACCUCAUCUUUUGGAUCCGCAUCUUGAAAAUAUUUUGGAUCCUAUGCUGGAAAUUGUUAAAAAUGAAAAUAUUGCCGACAGUGUGAAGCAUAAUGUUUUUAAAUAUUUGUACACUCUCAUGUCGGUUAAGACUUACAAGAAAAUUGUCACGUAUCUUCCACACGAGGUAAUGGAUCUUCUACCGGUUCUGCGAAUGCUGGAAAAACAGGAUACAACUGACAUCGAAACAUGGGAAACAAGAUACGUUCUUUUAAUUUGGUUAUCGAUAAUUUCAAAAAUUCCAUUUCCUUUAUCGCGAUUGGAAACUGAUGAACAAAUUGAUCCGGAGAAAACAAUUAUCGUGAGAAUUGUGCGAAUUUGUCAACUUUACUGUUUCUCAAAAGAUUCUUGCUCGAUUGCAGCUGUAUUUUUAAUUGCAAAUUUUCUCACACGGUCAGAUGUGAAAAAAUUAUUUUUGGAGGAAAUGAUCAUGUGGUGUUUAAAAUGCCUGGAAGAAGAUUCAUCGAAACAUGGAUCUUUGGCGGUUUUAGCGUCAAUUUUAAAGCACUGCGCCCGUGAAGAUUUAAAGCCGUACGCACAAAGAAUUUUGGAUACAACUCUUAAAAUUAAAUUGAAUGACAUUCCUGAUGUGCUCGUUAGAAAAUUCGCAAUGAAAGUUGUCCAACGAAUUGGUUUUGUUUUAUUACGAACAAAACUUGCUUCUUGGCGAUAUCAACGAGCGAGCAAACCGAUUAGUUUAGUUUCAAGCGUCCCGAAAACAACGAUCGCCGAAGUUACUGUUGAAACUAAUAAAACAGAAAUGGAUUCUGAAAUUGAAGACGAAGACAUUCCGCCUGUGAUUGAAGAUAUCUUUGAAUAUUUAAUUCAAGGAAUGCGUGACAAGGCGAUCGUCAUUAGAUGGUCGGCCGCUAAAGGCAUUGGGAGAAUAACAGCAAGAUUGCCGAUUGAUUUAGCCGAUGACGUUGUGGGUUUUGUUUUAAAUCUUUUUUCCGGUCGCGAAUCAGAUUCUGCCUGGCAUGGUGGUUGUCUGGCUUUGGCCGAACUUGGUAGAAGAGGUUUGCUUUUACCACAUCAAUUGAGACACGUAAUUCCCCUCGUUCUUCAAGCUCUUGUAUUCGACGAACCCAGAGCUUACGGAUCAGUUGGAUCGGUUAUAAGAGAUGCCGCAUGCUAUGUUUGCUGGUCGUUUGCAAGGGCCUUUGAACCUCAUGUUUUUCUGCCGCACGUGAAGGAAAUUGCCGCUACUUUACUCACAGUCACAUGUUUCGAUCGAGAAAUUAACUGUCGACGAGCAGCUUCGGCUGCCUUUCAAGAAAAUGUCGGACGUCAGGGAAAUUUCCCUCAUGGAAUUGACAUUUUUACAGCUGCUGAUUAUUUUGAAGUUGGAGUUAGAAGCAAUGCUUUUUUAAAAAUUAGUGUUCACAUAGCACAAUUCGAGGAGUAUACAAAACCGUUAAUUGAUCAUUUGAUUGGGAAGAAAAUCAAUCACUGGGACACAUCAAUCAGAGAACUUGCCGCUAGGGCUCUUCAUAAUUUAACAUCGUGCGAUCCUCAUUAUAUGGUCGAGACGGUGAUACCGAGUUUAUUGGAUAUGUACGAUUCAAUUGAUUUGAACGUUCGUCACGGAUCGAUAUUGGCAACGGGGGAAAUACUCGAGGCAUUGUACGCUGAAUAUCGUGACGAUAUUACCAUCACAAUCGGUCAAACGGCCGUGGAUAGAAUUAAGAAAAUGGUGCGAACCUUUCGAAUCAGAGGACAAUUCAAAGGAUUAGGCGGUGAAUUGAUGAAACAGGCUUGUGCAACUUUAAUUAAAAAAUGCGCUAUUAUUCAUUUCCCGGUUCACUCAACAGAAGUUGUUGCUGAUUGGCAAGAUUUAUUGGAGGAAAGUUUGAGUCACGAAGUACUUGCAAUAAGAUCAAAGGCUGCUGAAUCGCAUACAGAAUUUUUUGCUGAAUAUUAUGCGACUGCUCAUGCAGAUGAAAAUACAAGAUGUGUGAUAAUUAAUCGCUAUUUGAAAAAUUUACAAGCGGGCAAUCAAAUUUUACGAAUUGGUUUUGCUCAAGCUAUUGGACGCUUUCCGCUUUUUGUAAUUAAAGAGAGAACUGCAAAUAUAAUAGAAUCUUUGAUUGCUUGCACUCGAAUAACAGAUGAAACGGCAAAAUGGGCAGAGAGCCGAAAAGAAGCUCUUCAUUCACUAACAUUGGUUUGUCAAACCUUAGGCGUUGAAAAUUCCGAUACGUGGAAACGAUUCGUCAAUGAAUUGUACGAUUGUUAUUUACUGGCUCUGAAAGAGUACACGACAGACAGUCGAGGGGAUAUUGGCGCUUGGGUUCGAGAAGCUGCAAUGACCGCUGUUAACGUAUUGACGAAUUUAGUUUCACAAGCGAAUCUCUCCGGAAUGCUGACGGAGAGUUUAAUGGCAAGUGUGAUCGGUGGGAUUGCUCAACAGGCAGUUGAGAGAAUCGACAGAAUAAGAGCCCAAGCUGGCGCUAUUUUCAAUUCUCUAAUUCACAGUGAACCAGAAUUGCCGAAUAUUCCUUAUCAUGAGGAGUUGAAGAAAAUUUUUCCCACUCACGAUUGCACGGAUGUUGAUUGGAAAAUGGAGGCGGUGACAUUUCCAAAAUUCAUAAAAAUGCUAACAUUCCCUUCGUACACGGACAAUCUUCUUCGGGGAAUAAUAUUUAGCGUCGGUGGUGUUACCGAAUCUCUGGUGAAAUACUCGAGUUUCUCACUUUUUUCCUAUCUGAAAGAAAUCGACGAGGAGACACUCAAAGAUUUGGCGAAUAAAAUUCUCGACAUUUGCGAGGAGAGCCACAAAAAUGAGAGAAUGAUUACUUCGAUAUUGGCAUUCUUGGAUAGACUUCUCAGUUCGGGGAGUAUUCAAAUUAUUCUCGAUGACACCACUAGUGAAAUUCCAUCUCGAAUGCUGUGUCUUUUGAAAAAGGAAAUGAAAGUCAUGCACAAUACUACAAUGAUCACGAGCAGUAUUAAAAUUAUUUGUCAGCUACUUCAGGUGAGAAGUGCUGUGAGUAAAAAAGCGUUCGCUCACUUGAGUCUUUAUUUAUGUAAUAAAUACAAAUAUUUGAGAAAAGCAACAGCGACACGAAUUUACGAGGCACUCACUCUCUAUGGAGAGGACAUGGAUAUCUCAGAAGAGGAUCUCGCUAAUUUACUCAUGGAAUUAAAUGCAACCGAUUGGGAGAAACCGGUCGAGGAUUUGCGACCAAUUAGAAAUCAUCUUUGUGAAUUAAUGAAAGUUCCAGCGCCUACACUUCAAACGAAAGCACAAAAAUAAAAAAAAAGCGAAAGUUAACAAUAACACUUCAAUUAUACACCGAAAAUUUUAUUUUUAAGUUCUAAAAUCAAUUUUUUUUUAAUGUAAAUGUUACGCUUUUUUAAAAAACUGCAAAUUGUUUAAUAAAUAUUAAUUUUUAUAUGAAUCUAGACAAUGAA